ACCACGGUCAGCAGGAAUCCAGCUGUGGACACCACCAGCAGCAGUUUGGCUUUGCUGCUGACUAACUGCAGAGGCGAUGCGGGUGAGGCUGAGGUGCGUGCUCAGCUCUGUCUGAAGAUGGCGUGCUAGGAAAUAAAACCGGGAGUUUACAAAGAGGAGAAGUUUUCUUGAAUGCCCGUGCAGGAAGGGUGAACGGGAGUUCCUCGUCUUCAGCCACAAUGUCUUGUUUCUGCGUGAACUGGAUUCUUCUCAUCCUGUUUGCAGGCCCCACGGUAUCAGAAUCCCCUGUGAAAGGAGAGGUUGGUCAGAACGUCACUGUGCCCUGCUUUUACAGUGCCGAGAGCACACAAGACAUCACAUCAAUGUGCUGGGGUCGUGGCAGCUGCCCCAUUUCAAAAUGUUCCCAGACCAUUAUCUGGACAGAUGGAUGGAAGGUGACAGAGCAGCACAACAGUAGGUAUACACUGAAAGGGGACUUGACAAGGGGUGACGUGUCCCUCACGAUCGUGAACGCCGAGGAAGGAGACAGUGGGACAUACUGCUGCCGCGUGGAGAUCUCGGGGUGGUUCAAUGAUCAGAGGAGUAAUCACGAGGUUGUGAUAGAGAAAGCUAGGAUCUCUACUGCAAGUCCUCACACUUACACCUCUGAGCAGACUUCAGCACAUGGAAGCACCAGUGAAUCAUCCUUCAGCACCAUGAGUACAUGGCCAUCAGUUUCUGCUUUGGAAGCUCCUCUGGCUAACAUGUCUGUAUCGAUUCCCAGACAGCAGUAUUCAGAAAAUUGGCUGUACAUUGGGACUGGCUUAUGUGCAGCACUUCUAGUCAUCCUUACUUUGGCUCUGUUCCUCACUAGACACUACUUACACAAUACAAAGAAGACAAGUGGCUUUGCACACUUCGUUGCAUUUUGGAGGCCAAAGGGUGCAGGGAACCAUAGUGCCCUGGAAGAGGAGACCCAUACAGAAGAAAAUGUUUAUAUAAUAAAGAAGAAGCAGUUGCAAUACAUAAAAUCUGGAAAUGAAGAAAUGAGACUUCAGCGGUGCUCACUCAGCAUCUCUGGAAAGUAUAAGAUCUAGUUUUCCUUCCUUCCACUUGCUGCUGGAGUCUCAGCUAAAAUGUCCCAUUUUGUGCUGUUUCACUGGAUCGUGAUACAGACCUUUAUAGCACACGCUGCAACUGAAGAUGUUUUCAGAGGAGUAAUAGGGCAACCUGUUAAGUUGCCUUGUGUCUACCAGGUGUCACGAGCUAAGGACGUCUCCGAUAUGUGCUGGGGCAGAGGCCCGUGCCCCAAUUCCAAGUGCAAUGGCAAAAUUUUGCACACUACUCGGGAGAAGGUGACGUACAGACAAUCUCAGAGGUAUAGCCUUGAAGGCUCUGUUUCUUACGGAGACGUGUCUCUCACGAUUAAGAAGGUGAAGGCAGAAGAUGCAGGUGUCUACUGCUGCCGCGUAGAGAUCCCAGGCUGGUUCAACGACAUCAAACGGAACGUGCGACUGGAGGUGGUCAGAGCCCGGCCAGUGAUGACAACCACCACAAGACGGACUCCUGUUUCCCCUAGACGUUUUAGAAAAACAACUUUAGCUCCCCGAGCAACCUCUGAUCACCAAACAACAACAGAGACCACUGUCCUGACAACCAUUGCCCCCGCAACAACUGCUACCACCGAGUCUCCAGCAGUAACUACACUGGAGACCACUGCUCCCCCAGCAUUUACUGUGACAGUAUAUGACACUUCUCCAGCAGCUGUGAUGACAAGCAGUGCUCUCCCAGAUUCUUCAACUGGUUUUGAAGCAGUUGAUGUGAGGACUGAAGAUGAUAACAUGUUCUGCUCAACAGAGUCUGUCCCUCUUCCUGGAGACACAAAGGUGACUGCACAAUUCCCGAGCACAUUUCUGACUGCAGAAGGAACAAAAAUUGCUCACACUUCACUCGUGUGGGAAGAUGUAACAACUGCAGGGAUUUCACCAGAUUUGGAAACCAAGACUGAGAAUCAUGAUGAUAAUGGAGAUAAGUUUCCCAGCUAUGCCAUUCUCACCGCCGCUCUCGUAGCAGUGUCCAUUCUUUUAAUACUGAUGCUCUCCUCCUUGUUUUGGAAACGUAAACACACAAAGAAGUUUGCAAUAAAAAGCUUUCGACCGGUGGAAGACCUUGAAAAAGUUUUCAGUGGCGCUGAAGGAGAAAACAAUGUAUUUUCCUUGUAAAGAGCUCCUACACCAUCUGUAGACCCCCUGGAAAAUAAGAAAGGACCUGUUUCAUGCUGCAUUGAGAGAUGCUUACGAGCCCUCAGAAUAUCGAUGUGGGUAAAGCAAAGGACAAAGCUUCGACUGAGAACGCUUGAAAUAUUUGUGCAAAUUUUGCCACGUCACUUUAAAAACUCAUUGCACACAGAAGCUUCUUUGAUAGGGAGCUUUAUGCAUUAGUUGUAGGUGUUCCUGGCAUCUUCUUCCAUACUAAUACCGUGUCAGAGAGUUGAAUUUGUUUUUCUCUAUAUUUACUAAUCCUUUUCCUUGAAUACAACUUAUACUGUGAAGGAACAGAAGUAACAUGGAACGCUGCUUAACUUCAAAUUGCCAGAAACCCCCUCCCCCAGCGAAUACAGUUCUUACUGCUUUUAUAUAAUCGAGGGAAAAAUUAAGCAAGAAUGCUGAGAGUAUAAAUCAAAAAGGUAGAUUACUUGAGGGGUACCAAUGCUGCCUGUGAUUCAGCAUGUUUCAAUGACCCUUGGAGA
Colius striatus (speckled mousebird) is the source of this 2728-nucleotide messenger RNA. RefSeq lists its product as uncharacterized. The record is from RefSeq and is a predicted model, not a curated record. Lineage: Eukaryota; Metazoa; Chordata; Aves; Coliiformes; Coliidae.